GGAUGAGGAUCACAUACAAGUGGACUGUGUUCUGCGGACUGUGGAGCCAUAAAGAUGACAAAGUGAUGGUGUCCCUAUGUUAACGAACUGGGUAGAAGAAACGAGAUACAUAGCUUUACUCUAGCUUGCUUUCGCUGUUUCCACUAAUCGUGAAUCAAUCUCCAACUCGUUGAAGAAAUGGCCGAGGCACUCGUCAACCUCCUUGUUGAACAAUUGGGUUCAGUUGUUUACCACCAUACAAGUGAAGGGGUGAAACUGGUUUUGAAUGCUAAGGAGGACGUUGACAAGUUCAGAAGCAUUCUCAUACUUAUCCAGAAUGUGCUUCAAGAUGCCGAGAAGAAGCAAGUGGAGGAUCCCGCGGUGAGAGACUGGUUGGAUAAGCUCAAAGACGUGUCGUACAAGAUGGAUGACGUGCUGGACGCUUGGAACACCGAAAUUGGGAAACAAGAAACACAAGGUUCUGAUGCGGAGGUACGUUUCUCAUUUCGUUCCAAUUGCUUUUGUCUUGCCCGAUUGAAUGAGGUAACUCGUCGUUAUAAGAUUGGUAGAGCAAUAAAAGAUCUGAAUGCAGAGUUAACUAAGAUUGACGUUGACAAAAACCAGUUUAGCUUUCAAUCCACCAUGCAUGCUGCUGCAGUUAAUGUUGAACAACCUAAUCCACGAUCUUUUACUUCAUCUUUCGUUGAUAUAUCGACCACAUUUGGGCGACAAGUUCAAAAAGACAGGCUGGUGACUGAGUUGUUAAGGCCAAGGGAAGGGAGGCCCGGCCUUGUCAUCCCCAUUGUAGGGAUGGGAGGAUUGGGGAAAACAACUUUUGCCCAAUUAGUCUUUAACGAUGCACAAGUUCAAGCCCAUUUUGAUCUCAAAGCAUGGGUUUGUGUCUCAGACCCUUUUGAUGUCAUCAAGAUUGCAAAAGCAAUCUUUAGGCAACUCGGUGGUACUCGAGUUACUUCAGACGAGUUGCAAACUAUAUUAGAUGAUAUUCAAAAUCUUGUCAAGAAAAAAGAGGAUGAAAAGGAAAAGAAGAUCCUUCUUGUCCUAGACGACGUGUGGACCGAAGACGACAGAGAGUGGGAUAGUUUAAAAUUACAAGUAUUAAUGCAAAGUUGUGCUAAAGGCAGUAGAGUUUUGGUGACCACUCGAAAGCAGGAGGUUGCUCGAAUUAUGAAAGCAACCAGUGACAUGAUCAUUUUGGAGAAGCUGAGUCCGGAAGAUUCUUUGAAACUAUUCUAUAAUGUUGCAUUUUUGGAUAGGGAACAAGAUAAGUCCAACGAGGGGUUUGGAAAUAUUGCUGAGAAAAUUGUUAGAAAAUGUGACGGUUUGCCUCUCGUUCUGAAGACUUUAGGUUGUCUCCUAUUGUAUAAGCAAACAAUUGGAGAAUGGGAAGAAGUUCUCAACAGUGAGAUAUGGAAGGUAAAAGUGGUUCAAGAAGAAGUUUUUCGACCAUUAUUACUCAGUUAUUAUGAUUUGGCUCUAGAGAUUAAGAGUUGCCUUCUAUAUUGUGCUACUUAUCCCAAAGAUUUUGAGUACAAAAAAGAAAUUCUUAUCGAGCAGUGGAUGUCACAAGGCUAUUUGAAUGUUGGAGAAAACAAAGAAGAGGCAACACAAGGUAGAGAAGUUUUUACUAAGUUAGUAAUGCGAUGUUUCUUUCAAGAUUUCAGGCAAGAUGCACUUACUAAGGAAAUUAUAGGCUGCAAAAUCCAUGAUACUGUGCAUGAUUUUGUACAAUAUCUUACCCAGAAUGAGUGUCUUACUAUGGAGGCUACGGGUACCCAUGGAACAGAGACAUCGAGUGCAAAUGACAGGGUUCGCCAUUUGACCUUAAUGUCAGCACCCGAGCGUCCAUUUCCAUCGUUUAUAUCAAACUUAGUGAAUAGAAAAAUUUUGCGUACCCUGGCAACUUUUGGUUCAAGAAUUACUGCCAUAGACUCGGAUUUGAUUUCACAGUUGAAAUGCCUGAGGACCUUGAAUUUGAGUCGCAACAAGAUCUGGCAGUUGCCAGAGGAGAUUGGUGAUUUGACACAUUUGAGAUAUCUUGAUUUGUCUCAUAAUGGUACUUUGAGCAGAUUACCCGAAAGAGUGUGUAACUUGUACAAUUUGCAAACUUUGAGGCUUAAUGGCUGCCGGUAUCUUGAAGAGUUGCCGGACAAUAUGGGGAAGUUGAUUAACUUGAAGCACCUUCAUGUUGAUUGUGGGCUGAAGUACUUACCAAAAGGGAUUAGGCGUAUAAGGAAUUUGCGAACACUAGACGGGGGCACUUCUGUUUAUUGUAGUGAAGAUGCCAAAGCAUUGACAUUCGGAGAUCUGAGAAUGAUGAAUCAGCUUCGCCGUCUUGACAUCCGUAUUGAAUCAAGGGUUUGGGAAAAUGCUGCAAGUGAGGCCGAGAAAGCAGAAUUGAAUCAAAAACUUCAUCUUUCUUAUUUAAAACUUUCUCUACAUGAAAAUGCUGCAAGGGUUUGGGAAAAUGCUGCAAGUGAUGGCCGAGUAAUGAAUGCCUUGCGACCACAUGAAAAUUUGGACUCUUUGGUAAUUUGGAAGUAUCAUGGCCCCACCUGGCCCAAUUGGAUGACGACGUCGUAUUUAACCAGAUUGACAGUCUUUCAUCUUUGUGACAGCAACUCCUCUGUUUUGCCUCCUCUCGGGAAACUGCCGUCCCUUAAAGUAGUAAAGCUAGUGCGCAUGAAUUAUCUGGACAUGUCUCGUCUGAAAGAGAUCGGAGCUGAAUUUUACGGAGUAGAAGAAGAAACAUCAUCAUCAUCCUUCCCCAGUUUGGAAACACUCUUUCUUGGCUGCUUGCUGAGUUUAGAAAAGUGGGAAUUAGGUGGAAAGGCAGAAGAGGGUUCUUCUAAUUCCCAAAUGAAAUCAAUUUCAAUAAUGCCACGCCUUUCUUCCUUGCAUAUUGUGGAGUGUCCUGAACUAAAACAACUGCCAGACUUCCUCCUGCAAAAUGCACCACUGCAGAAUCUUCUCAUCCGUCGUUGUAAGAGCCUUCCUGCCAGCCUUCCUGACGAGUUCAUCUCUCGCAUCCCAAACGUCACAAUUAAAAAUUCGGGAGUUGAUCCCCUUUUCAAAGGAAGAGAAAUAGAUGCUGCAGAGUAUUAAUUUGCGGAAGCCAAACUAUUCUGGUAAUCGCUAUCCCCGACGUACUGACGUUACUUAUAGUCGACCAAGUUAAAGAUUUCAAGCACCCUAUCGCAGGCUGUUCAAGCCUCAAGUUUGCAGUGGCUAGAUUGCCCAAGACAUGAUGACACUUAGGUAGCUUUAAGCAUGACCGACUCAUAAUCACAAUGAACCUUGAAGUUGUCCAACUGAUCGAUGGGGUUCUGCAAAUGGAGCAAAGGUAGCAGAGAAACUAAGGUCCAUCUAUAAUAUCACAGGUUCCUUCUGUUAUGGUCAGGACUGUCCCUUGAAUGAGGAUAUGAACACAACGGCACCUCCAUAUCAAGAGGUUAAAAGUAUCACAGCAAUUGAGCAUUAUCAAGGGUGUUGGUUUUUAAGGCAGUGACAGAAGCCAAGAGCAUACUCCACAUUGAAGAUCUUACUAGUUGCUUAUGAUACUUUUAUUGCCUCUUCCAAUAGUUCGGGCUCAGCAUUCAACUCCUGCUCAAGGGCAUUUGAAUUCACACUUCUGGUUUCUUUCUUCACUUACAAAAAAUAGUGUAGAUUCUAAAGUUUGCAGUUGCUGGAGUUCUCAAGACAUGAUGACACUCUGGUAUUCCUUCUAGAAAAAAAAAUCACCAAAAAGCAGAAGAACAGCAUGACAUGGGCUUUGUCAGCAGUGGAACACUAAGGUGAGACCUCAAAGUAGCAGUGGAGCAGCAUAACAUGAUACUUGGGUAGUCCUUAUCGCAUGCAAAACUUUGAAAUGUAGAAGCAUGGAGACUCCAAAACCGCAUCGGAGUUGUCAAGCUGGUGAUUAAUCAUUAAUGAGAUGAGGAGUAUUUUCGAAGCUUUCCUUUGCAGAUAUUGGCGUGACUUGGCUCUUAACUAGACGUGGUAGUAAUUUGGCAUCUGUAUCUGAAGCAUUUCUAUAUAUGUAGCAGUUGAAGCUUGAAUUUGCACUUGGUAGUUCUUGUAUUCUAAUGUUUCAAAAUUCAGUAUCUAAUUUACAUUGCAUUUGAUUUUCUUGCCUUAGUAGCGGAAGCUUUUUGUUCCAUGAAAAAGAUGGAAGUGCAGAAUGACCCAUAUCUCAUUCGGUCUACUAAAUUUGGCCCUGCCUUGACAGAGAAUCAAAUUUAGCAUAACUGGAGAAGCAGCAUAUAUAUCAUAGUGGUAACAAAUUUGCUUUAAAUUGAACAACAUGGAGUUUCACUUUUCCCCCCUCUUUAGUAAGAAUAGAGAUGCUGGUUGCUUAACUAGAGAAAAUGAAUUCUAUGCAGGACCUGUCUGAAGCAGUGGUGCAGUAGCAAGUAGCAAGGAAAACAGUUUAUGAUUGUCAUCCAUUUGAACAGUGGAUGAGGCUUACCUAAAGUAGUUUAUAGCAUGGAAGAGAGGGCAAAGUGGAUGUGACCCAAACUGAUCUCAUUCAAAUUCACCAAAAGGACAAACGAGGUAGGGGAUGUUCAAUGAGACUUGCGGCUCAAAACAGCUUGGACAUGGUGGAAACUGACUUGGAAAUUCUGUUGGAGUCCAGUGGAAUCAAAUUCUAGAAAAAAGGAAUCACAAAAAAGCGGAAGAACAGCAUGACACGGACUUCGUCAGCAGUGGAAGCUGAAGUCCAAAAGGCAGAAAGGGGUCAGACCUCAAAGUAGCAGUGGAGUAGCAUAACAUGACACUCAGGAAAUGUAGAAGCAUAGAGACUCCAAAACCGCAUCGGAGUUGUCAAGCUGGUGAUUAAUCAUUAAUGAGAUGAGAUGGGAUUUAGUGGCGUGAAAGAGAGGGACGAGUCUAUAUGACCAAAAGUCUCAAUCAAUUCGCUUCCACGUUCUGCCAAUUAAGUCCAAAGGCCUUAUGAGAAAAUAUUGCAAAGUCAUGCUCAUGCUCACCCCUCAAAGUUGCAGUGGCUGGUUUCCUCAAAACAUGAUGACUCUCCCAUACUCCUCAUGCUUUGCAAUAUGUCGCAUUUCGUAUACAAUAUAUCUCCUAUACACAUAUACCUUAUGUAUCUGGUGUAUACAAAAUAUCAAACCAAGUUUAUGAGCAGGCCAGGCUGAUGCAGAAAGGAAUUGAAUUGGUGCUGGCAAGCUGAUUAGUGCUAUGAUUUUGAGCUGCAUUUUGGAAUCUAUUCGACUGACCAAUGUAGGCGCUAUUAGAUUUACCUGGGUGUUCAAACCCACCUCAAGUUUUCAGUUGCUGGAUAUAUCCCAAGACAUGGUGAACCUCAGGCUAAACUGAAGCAUAACUGACUCAGAAUAGUUGUCCAGUUGGCAGCUGAUUAAUGAGGUUCUACAAAUGGAGCACAGGAGGAUUGUCAAGCAGUGAUACACCAUUUCGGAAAUUGUCUUGCAUCGUUGCAUCCAUUUGACUAUUGAUGUGCUUUUCACAAUUCUGCCAGAAGUAUAGGACUUGUCUGAAGAAGUGAUGCACUAGCAAAGGAGAACUGUCUAGUAUUCUUUCAUCCAUUUGAUCAGUGGAUGAGGAUUACCUAAACUAGCUUGGAAGAGGGGAAGAGUGGAUGUGACCCAAACCGAGCUGAUUCAAAUUCAACCAAAGGACAAAUGAUCUAGGGGAUGUUCAAUGAGGGUUGCAGCUCAAAAUAUCUUGGACAUGGUGAAAUCCUGAUUGAAGUGGAAUCCUGUUGAAUCUAGUGGAACUAAAUUCAGGAGAAGAUUCACAACUGAGAGGAACAGCAUGUCACGGGCUUAGUCAAGCUAAAGUCCCAAAGGCUGCAAGGUUUUAAUUUCUUCUUUCACAAGGACAGGGGACUUAUUCUAGUAGUACUAGGAUUGUGAAGAACCUAUAGAUUAUUUAGGAAGAGAUGCUUCCCUAAGAGAUUUUACUUUGAGAGGAAUGCUUGUGAGGUUUUUCUUGGGUGUAACUGGGGCUCUCUAUUGAGAGGGGUUGAGAGGAGUGAGAUUACCUAGAGUGGUUUAUGAUUGUAACCUUCUUUAUUAGUUGAUUCAUCAUCAUUAUGGUCGCCCGAGGAUGUAGGCAAUUUGGCCGAACCUCGUUAAAUUAUUGUGUUAUUGUCAUGUGUUGUUUUUGCUUG
This is a messenger RNA of Rosa rugosa (rugosa rose), 6148 nucleotides long. RefSeq names its product putative disease resistance protein RGA3. The record is from RefSeq and is a predicted model, not a curated record. Gene Ontology annotation, biological process: defense response to other organism. The transcript is spliced from 20 exons. Bases 178 to 3102 code for a protein of 974 amino acids. Lineage: Eukaryota; Viridiplantae; Streptophyta; Magnoliopsida; Rosales; Rosaceae. Gene Ontology annotation, molecular function: protein binding; ADP binding.